CUACAACUCAUACGUUUAAAUUUCAUUGACAGCAUAUGGUAUCACACUGUCACAUCGUGUAGCAUUUAUUUACUGUUCAGUUAAAAUGAAAAGUGGGUUCUUGUGUAGUGUUUCCAUACCUAUUGCGUAAAUUUAAAUAAUGUAGAACUAUCAGAAACAUUCCAACAAAUGAGUUAAUUAUUAAAUGCUUAUGAUUAAAUCUGGAACCUUUAUUUCUUUCCCAUCAAUUAUACGUCAAAGUCAGAGUUUUUCCAUUCCAAAUCAAUAACUAUUGUUCACGCGCAUUGAGUACGAAAAUGGCGGACCUGGAUAACCUGGAAUAUUACAUAAAAUUCCCAAAUCCGAAUUUCAACUACAAUCAAAACGGUGACCAUGAUUUCGUGUUCAUAGUGAACGAGGAGAAAAUACCAGUGAUCCUAUUAUUCGGUUGGGCAGGAUGUCAGGACAAAUAUUUAGCCAAGUACUCGCAAAUCUACGAGGAGAAGGGACUUAUCACUCUGAGAUAUACGGCUCCCAUAAAAUGCUUAUUUUUAAGAAGGUAUCAAAUGAUAUCGAUAGGAGAAAAACUAGUCAAACUAUUGUUUGAUUUGAACUUUGACAACCACCCAAUAAUUAUCCAUUGUUUUUCCAAUGGCGGGGCAUUCUUGUACCAAAACUUCUCUUUAGCGUUGGAAAAAUGCCCGAAACAGUUGCCGAUAAAAGGUGUGAUAUUUGACUCAGCACCCGGACGAAGAAGAAUCCUCAGUUUGUUUAGAGCAAUAUCUGCUAUAAUAGGAGGCAAUAAAAUUUAUAACUUUUCCGUGUCGUUCAUCAUGACAAUGUUUUUAUCGAUGAUAUGGUUAUAUGAGGUAAUUAGUAAUACAAUCUAUCCAAGACCAAGUUUUCAAUCAAACCCUCUAGAAAAUUUGAAAAACGAGAAGCACCGAUGGCCGCAGUGUUUUAUUUAUUCCAAAAAGGACGACUUGAUUUACUACAAAGAUAUCGAAUACUUCUCUAAUUACAGGAAAAAUAUGGGAAUUGACAUAACCAGCGUCUGUUAUGAAAAAAGCUUACACGUUAAACACCUCGCUGAAAAUAGGGAUAGCUAUCUUAAAACUGUAUACAACUUUAUCAAUAAAUGCCUAAAUGGAAAUAACUAGAUGUAGGUUUUAAAAUAAAGGCUAUAAUUUUUCCUGUGUUACUUAUCAGAUUAAAAGUAUUGCAUAAGGCAUCAAUGAUAAUGACAAAAGAUAUUAUUGCAAAAAGAGAUUAGUAUUUGAAAUAUUGUACUAUAUUGUAUGUUUUAAAAAGUUUUAAAAUCAUCUGUAAUGAUACUUUAUAGUGUAAAGUAAACAGCGAUAUUUAAAUGGAAUAUAGUGACAAUUAAAACAUCAUCAUCAUCAUCAUAGUGCUAAACUCCAUAAUGGGCCUCGACCUUCUCAAGUUUUCUACGUCAUUCUGCUCUGUACACCAUUAUGGCCAUUUCCAGUUUUAUCAUGCAUAUAAGUUUUUGCAUUCAUAGCAUUGUAAAGACUUGGUCUUAUGACGCUGUCAUAUGCCGCUUUAAAAUUGACAAACAUAUGGUACAUAUCUAUCCUAAAUUGAUGUGCUUCUUCGAGAAUUUGUCGUAGGGUGAAGAUCUGGUUAAUCUUUAAACGUUCACGUUAUACCUACACCUACCUGGUAUUCUCCUAAGAACGCUUCAGUAUAAGGCUUCAAUCUCUCAUCUAAGAUGUUUGACAGUAUCUUGUAUGCUGUAUUCAGAAGAGUUAUUCCGCGGUAAUUAUUGCAUUACAGUGGGUUCCCCUUUUUAUAUAACGGGCAUAUUAAGCACAAACUCCAUUCCUCAGACAUUUGCCCCUCAGAUCAACCUAUUUUUUGCAUCUCUUUGGUGAUCUGCUCUCCACGUGUUUAAAUAACUUUGCUGGGAGGCUAUGGGCAUAAAGCUCCCUGGGGAUUUGUGGUUUUUAGUAUUUUUUGAUAAAUAUUUUCACUUCUUUUACCGAGAGGGGUUCCACAAAUUCUUCAUUUAGGUAAUCCAGUUCCUUGUUAUUAAUAAGUUUCUCUUCCAGUAACUCUCGAAAAUGCCUUACCCAUCGUAAGAGGAUAUCCUCUUUGUUGGUAAGCAAGUGCCAUCUUUAUCAUUACAGAGCUUGAAUUUUUUUCUAAUAAUGUUUAGGUUAGGUGAUAGAACUAUAUUGUUUCUCCUUGACUUAUAUUAUAGCUGUGGAGCCGUUCUAGUAUCUCGGUCUCUGAUUCUCCUUUUUGUUGGUGUUUGGGUCUCAACUCUCUCCUUAAGUUUUUUCCUGGUUCUUCGUUGUUGCUUGCUCCUAAAUGCCUCGUUCUAUUCAUCUGUUAUUUUUUGGCAAUCUUGCUAUUUUUUUGUCCACGUUUGUUCUAGGGCUUCUUUUAUGUGACGAGUUAUUUCUCCAUGUUUUCAUUACUUAGCAUAUGCAAAUUCUACUUUAUUUGUCUGGUACCUCUUUCAUUUUUGGCCUUAGAAAUUAUGUGUCUACACUUGGCUCCUACCAUGAAGUGGUCUGAAUCAAUAUCUGUGCCUCUGUCAAUUACACCAUAGUCGAUUUGGUUUGUAGUGUUUCCAUUUGUGAUAUUUAAGUUGAUUUAUUAAUAUUUUUAUGAUUAAAACAUGUUCUUCCCACAAUCAUGUCUUUUGCUAUACUACUUUUACUACUAAGUCUUAACCCAUUGUCAUUAGUAACAUCGUGAAUGCUGUAAAGAACUUAUUUAUUUAGCAUUUACGUCAUUUAAUUAAGAAACUUAGAUCAUGUUGACUAUUGAUUUCUCAUCAUUUGCAGUACCUAUAAAGAAGUUUAUAAAGUUUAUUUGAAAAACAAUAGUUUGAAAGCUUGUUCAAUAAUUUUAAAAAUUCUGAUAGGUAAUAUAGAAAAGCUAGACUUUAGAAAUUGAAUUAUCACUAUUGUUUCUAAAUCUUUAAUCUUGAAUCAUCUAAGAAGUUGCAAAUAGUAUUCGUGUGAAGAUCUGCUAUGAUUAUAAAGGUACCUACAUUGUUUAGUUCAUCUAGUAAUUUGAUCAACUUUUGGCACAAUUGUGUCAUUUGUUUAAGGAAAUAUAAUGUCUUAUUGUAAAAUAUACUAAUGGUAGGGUAGCCCAAGCGGGGAUUUUUGCAGUUAUUCGAGCGCGUCAGAUUAUCACAUUUUGAGAAACUUUGUACCCAUGUAAAUGUACCUCUACCAUAUAUUGGCUCUAAGGGGACUUAUUGAGGACUACUUUUCAAUUUAAUAAUGAAUGAGAUCAUCAAAAGGAAAAGGGGACAUAAUGGGAAACAAAGAAGUAAAAAUACUCUGUUAAGCAGACGACUCAAUAUUAAUAGCCCAAGAUGAAGAUCGUCUUCAGACUUGUAUAGUCAAAAUAGUAAGAGAUAAAUCACCAAUUUGGACCUGGACCCCGUUUACCAAAAAAAAGUUGAUUAAUAGCAAGCUGAAAAUUUGUUAAUAGCUUAACGGUGUCUAGUCGGACAAACUUUGAUAUAUAAAAACACUGGAACAGGGGAAGUUUUAAUUGUGGAACAGGUUAAAAAUUUGGAACGUCAGACUACGAAAACGUUCCAUGUAUUUUGUCGGACAGAACUUCCAAUUGAUUUGUUACCAUUUCAUUAAACUCUCAUACAAAAGUCAGACUGGUGUUUAUCACCAACUGGUCAUUUUAAUGAGUGGAACAUUAAGAACAUGUCAAAUGACAGAAAUCGUGUUGGUUAGUAAUAGCAGUCUUAUUUUUGCAUGAGAGUUUAAUGAAAGGGUAAGGGUUUGCUCACUACAGAGAUUAAUGGAUUGUAUCCUCGCUCCGACCCUUGCUCGCUUGCUUAAAUUCUCGCAUUUAAAUUAAUGUAUUUAUUUUACAUAGCGAUUGAAACUAUAUUAUCGAUCGCUAUGUAAAAUAAAUACAUUAUUUUAAAUGCGAGAAUUCACGAAUAUAACGAAUAUAAAACCAGGGAGCAAGGGUCGGAGCGAGAAUACAAUCCAUUGCUCUCCGUAGUGAGCACAACUUUACAAAUCAAUUGGAUGUUCGUUCCGACGAAAUACAUGGGACGUUUCCGUAAUCUGACGUUUCAAAUUUUUAAACUGUUCCACAAUUAACUUCCCCUGCUCCAGUGUUCCCGUAAUCAAAGUUUGUCGGACUAGACACCGUUAAGCUAUUAACAAAUUUUCAGCUUGCUAUUAAUUAACUUUUUUUUGGAAGGGGGAUCCAGGACUAAUUGGCGAGAGAAGUAUCGGACGAUUGCACAAAGGAAGCAGUAAGAACCUUUCAUAAAGGUAUCAGUUCACCAAUAAACAAGCAGAAUGGCUUAUAAAUAGGAUAAAGAAGACGACGAAAAAGAAGAAGCAGAAGCGCAAGCGAUAGCAGUGGCUAGGAUAUCAGAAUUUUUCAAGGAUAUAAUAUGGAGAAACAAAUAUGAGCAUCGAAAGCAAACUACGAAUUUACAAAACCUGUGUAGGAUCUAUUAUACACUGGAAUUGCUGGUAAGACACUUAAUAGAUAUAGAGUAUACCCCAUUCCACGAAUAUACGUCUGUUUUGGAUUAUCGCGACAACGAAUAUUGUACUCUGCAAAAUAUGAAGAACGAACGUAAAUUGCAAAUUACAUUGUUUUUUAUUGGAGUAAUUAUUAGAGCAAAAUACUUUUGUACUUCUUAUGUUGCACACUAAAAUAUUCGUUGUCGCGAUAAUCCAAAACAGACAGUAUUUUAGAGGAAUACACCAUAGGAACAGCGAUACCAGGAGCCUGUGUAACAUCUUUGACUUGUAAUAUGGUCUAGAGGCAGAAAGAGAAAACGUUCAUAGAAUGGGUGAUAUAAGACUUAUAAAGGAAUAGAAAGAGAAAUCGAAAACUAGCAGACCCUCCGGAAGACCCCCCAAAUACUGGUAUCAAAGUUGGGCAUCCGAAUUCCAACUUGAUUAAAAUAUAUUUAAUAAAUUUUUCAUUAGUUUUUAUUUUUAAGUUAUGCACAUUAACGCAAAAUAAUAAUUUAUUAUUAACUUUAAUUUUAACUUAAUAAAUACAACACCAAAGCUAUUUGUAUCUUUUUAAAAAAAUCAUGGUUAUUGCCAAAAAUGUUAUAUUUCUAACUAAAUAUUUGCAGUGAUGAAUACUGUUGAUUAUGUGUUUACUAUGGGAGUAAUAUAAUUAAGAAAUUUAUAUUCAGCAUGCAUUUUUAUUCUGCAUAUUUAUCGUUUUUAAAAACAUUUGCAAAAUUAAAUUUUGGUUUAUUUUGUAACACUAUUUUUGACGGAUCGUUAUUCUUGUAACUUCUGUGAACUUGUUAGGUUUUUAGCGUAAGCAUUUGUUCUUGAUGAGGAAAACUAUAAAACCGUUAACCUUAAUCUUACACCAACGUAUCUCCAGCACAAUUUGAGCCCAAGAUGCGUUGGCGUGUCUCCUUUUUAACAUAGCUCCGGAAAAGGCGGUCAGACAACGAAUAGGUCGCGAAUAGACAACACAGGAAAUAUUUUUAAUAAAUUAUCCCAAAUUGUGGCAUAUGCAAAUGAUGAGGACCUAGUUGCCCACACAACACGCAAUGUGUACCUCCUUUUCAUAUGCCUCAAAAAAUAUUGGCCUGCAAGUAAAUGAGGAGAAAAAUAAGAAGAUGGCGUCAACACCCAACAAUAGAGCCAGAAACAUCAGUCACCAAUUGAUUGAUAACUCUACCUUUGAAGUGGUGGACAAAUUCACAUAAUUAGACUACCUGAUCACCAAGGAGAACGUCAUGACGGAAGAAAUCAAGCGAAUUGGACUGAGUAGACAUGCGAGAAGCAGAAAGUUAAGCCAAAGACAAAAAUAACCAUAUACAAAACCAUAUGCCAUAUAAACCAAUAACCAUACGCAACCAGUGGUGACAUAUGGAUCAGAGACAUGGACCACCUCCAAGGCAGAUGAUAACCUUCUGCUUAUAUUUGAACGAAGGAUCCUAGAGGAAUAUUCGGUGGCAUCUGUGAAAAUGGUAUUUGGAGGAGGAGGUACAACUACGAGAUAUGCCACAAAUAUAAACAUAUAUUUGGUGGUAAAGACGUAGUGUCUCUUAUAAAAAUAGGAAGGCUAAGAUGGGCCUAACAUCUAGCAAGGUCACAGCAGAACAACCCUCCUAGAAGAAUUCUUAUGUGACAAUCUGUGGGAAGUAGAAAUUGGGGUACGUCAAAACUCAGAUAGAAGGAUGUUAGAAAAAUAGGCGCAGCAAACUGCCAAAAGUUGGCAAUGGUAAGAACUGAUUGGCGUAAUAGACUUGGGAAGGCUCUUUUAUAGGGCUGUAGCACCAUUGAUGAUGAUUAUAAUGACUUGUUCUUAAUGAGGAAAACUACAUAACCGUUAAUUUUAAUCUUACACCAUCGUAGCUCCAGUUCAAUUUGAGCCCUCGUCUCCUCCGUGAACCUCUCCAUGCGUUAUGGUCUGUAGUUGUAUUCUCCUCCAUGAUCAACUGCCAAUGAGAUUUCUUGCGUUCUCAUCCAGAUCAUCCUCCCAUUGCUUCCUGGAUCUCCCAGUAGGUCUCUUCCCUCCAUUCUUGCAUUCAACAGUUAGGUGUCUAUGCGGUUUACAAAUGCCUGUUACUGUUCUGCAACAGUAAUAAUGUUCAUUACUUCUUUGCUUGGGGAUGCCCGUUUCUUUUAGUAAUCUUAUGAAAAUCUUUUGACAAUCAUUUUUUACAGUGAUUUUUUAAUUUCUUUGUUAUUUGUUCUAUCUGAAAUUUUAUAUCAAAUUAGUCCAGAAAGCCACUGCGCAUCCGCUAGGAAAAAUAUUCUAAUUCGGAUUUUUUGCACAAUCUUACUCAAAAAGGACCCCUUUUAACAAAUUUGCAUGUUGCCAGGACCAAAAGUUGGUCAAAAAUUUUUUAAACGUUUUUUUUUUUGUUUUUUUCCUAAAAUUUUUUUUUCUGCAUGGAACAAAUUUUUUUUAGGUUUUUUGGAUCAUUUCAAACAGAAAAGAUCUUCAGUGACUUUACUCUAAAGUUGAUAGUUUUUGACAUAUAAGCGAUUAAAAAAUUAAAAAUUGCGAAAUCGGCCAUUUUUAACCCCCAAAAACUAUGUGAAAAACUGAAAAUUUGAAUGUUGCCAAGGUAGGUAGAUAUUCUUUAAACAUCGAUUGAUGAAAUCCCGAAGAGUUUUUUGCAAUACAAUAAUCAAAAACCCCUUUGUUUUUUAAUUGCCAAUCAAGCGUGCGCGACACUAUAUUCCACCGUUGCAUGUGUAUACAGUAUGGUGCAAAUGAAAGGAAUAAAUUCGUUAUUUCGUAAACCGGUGACUUUAAGGAAAAAUCCCAAAACACGUCGGUUUUUAUUUUUAAGCUAUGAUAUUGUGACAUAUAUGGUAUACUAGUGACGUCAUCCAUCUGGGCGUGAUGACGUAAUCGAUGAUUUUUUUAAAUGAGAAUACGGGUCAUGUGCUAGCUCAUUUGAAAGGUUCUUCAAUUCUCUAUUCAGUAAUAUAAACAUGUACAUAAUUAUUUAUACAGGGUGUCCAAAAAUUUUUUAUUAAAUUAAAUCAUUUGGCAAAUUGUGUAAAUGUUUAUAUUACUGAAUAGAGAAUUGAAGAACCUUUCAAAUGGGCUAGCACUCGACCCCUAUUCUCAUUUAAAAAAAUCAUCGAUUACGUCAUCACGCCCAGAUGGAUGACGUCACUAGUAUACCAUAUAUGUUACAAUAUCAUAACUUAAAAAUAAAAAUCGACCUGUUUCGGGAUUUUUCCUUAAAGACGCCGGUUUACGAAAUAACGAAUUUAUUCCUUUCAUUUGCACCAUACUGCAUACACAUGCAACGGUGGAAAAUAGUGUCGCGCAUGCUUGAUUGGCAAUUAAAAAACAAAGGGGUUUUUGAUAUUGUAUUGCAAAAAAUUCUUCGGGAUUUCAUCAAUAGAUGUUUAGAGAAUAUCUACCUACCUUGGUAACAUUCAAAUUUUCAGUUUUUCACAUAGUUUUUGAGGGUUAAAAAUGGCCGAUUUCGCAAUUUUUCAAUUUUUAAUCGCUUAUAUGUCAAAAACUAUCAAUUUUAGAAAAAUGUCACUAAAGACCUUUUCUGUUUGGAAUGAUCCAAAAAAUCUAAAAAAAUUUUGUUCCAUGCAAAAAAAUUAAUUUUAGGAAAAAAACAAAAAAAAAAACGUUUAAAAAAUUUUUGACCAACUUUUGGUCCUGGCAACAUGCAAAUUUGUUAUAAGGGGUCCUUUUUGAGUAAUAUUGUGCAAAAAAUCCGAAUUAGAAUAUUUUUCCUAGCGGAUGCGCAGUGGCUUUCUGGACUAAAUUGAAUAACGCUUUAUUCAAUUAGAACAACGAAAAGUAGAGUCGAAGAUAAUAUCUUUAUAUUAUAAUGACCGAGUUUUCCUAUACAUAGUUACAAAACAAAUUAAACGGUGAUACAUAGAUAUUUUGAAAUAAAAAUAUUUUACUCCUUUAGUAAAUGUUCCUAUUUCAAUAACUUUUGUAAUUAUUAAUAAACAGUAGGUAAUUAGCAAUUAAGUUAAUUAAUUAGUGGCGAAGAAUUGGUGUACUUUUUGUGCAAUACACUUGAUGGAAAUGUAAUAAGAGGAGAUAUCUUGGAGAUGGAUGCAAGUUAAUAUUGUAGUUGGAACUGCCGUGGCAGAAAUGGAGUAGGUAUUAUUUGGAACAACGAGUGAAGGGAAGAUCUUGUAAGGGUGGCCACAAGAAGUAAUAGGAUAAUGACUGUUCUGAAGCUAUUUCCUUGUGGCAUUUUUAUAAUUACGUAAUUUUUAUGGGAAAUAAGCCACACUUUUACUAAAAAAUGAAUUUAUUAACGUUUCGAAGCCCAAAUCGGGUUUCG
Diabrotica virgifera virgifera (western corn rootworm) is the source of this 8776-nucleotide messenger RNA. RefSeq names its product transmembrane protein 53-A. The coding region runs from base 297 to 1139 and encodes 280 amino acids. The record is from RefSeq and is a predicted model, not a curated record. The transcript is spliced from 6 exons. Lineage: Eukaryota; Metazoa; Arthropoda; Insecta; Coleoptera; Chrysomelidae.